Molecule: messenger RNA, 6986 nt
Organism: Hemicordylus capensis (graceful crag lizard)
Lineage: Eukaryota; Metazoa; Chordata; Lepidosauria; Squamata; Cordylidae
Gene: DUSP9
Product: dual specificity phosphatase 9
Exons: 4
Coding region: 2073-3152 (359 amino acids)
Biological process (GO): negative regulation of MAPK cascade; protein dephosphorylation
Cellular component (GO): cytosol; cytoplasm
Molecular function (GO): MAP kinase tyrosine/serine/threonine phosphatase activity; protein tyrosine/threonine phosphatase activity
Source: RefSeq, a predicted model, not a curated record
GGACUGGCAUGGGCCAGGCAGGCAAGAAGGCAGAGUCAGCAGUGCUGUUGGAAACCGAGCUGGAUGUUCUUGAGGCAAGGAGUGGGUGGACGGGAGGAACCGAGCAGUCUCUGCGGCUCCCUCUCCCCCACCUACCACCAGCAUCACCUCCCCUUCAUCUGUUGGCCUUCCCUGCCUCCCUCCACCCGGUGUGUCCUCUCUAGUUUUUUUUCGCCUCUGUGCGGCAUGAGUUUUCUUCUGGGUGGCAGAGUGUGCACACCGUAGAUCCGGAGUGGGACCCCUCCCCUCCCCUCUUUCUCUUUCUGGGAUCUUCGCAUAAAGAAUCACCGCGCCAAGCUUCUUCUCUCGGCAGAAAGUUGGCUUUCCCCUAACAAACAACAAGCGAGGCUGCCGGCUGGCUGCCGGCGAUCCCCAUCCUCUCCGGCGCGCGCUGCAGAUGGAGACGACCCAGUACUUUGUCACGACUCCUGCUGCAGCGGCGGCGGCGGCCACGGCUCUUCCUCCCGGCGACGAAAGCAAAGGAACAGAAUCAGGCCAUUGAUCGGGAGACGGGAGAGGCGGCAAACCCGCUGGCUUGGGCAAAGAAGUUGGCGUCGAGCUGCUUGCUUGGUUGCUGCGAUCGACUGUUUUGGCCCCGGAAUCGUCCUGCAGGGAUCGCCUUCUUCGUCUGCCUCUCUCCGAAGAGCCAGCCCUUGCUGCAGUGGCUGAAGCCACGUUAAAGGAUCCCCCUGCCUGUGGGAUGGUGCUUUGUGUUCGUCUUGGGUUGUGCUUUUGAGCUGCCCGUCUUCACUCUCACCACCACCAGCCUGAUGGAAACGCAUUGCGAGGGAUCUCCGAAAUAUGGCUAGAAAUGGCAGAGUAGGAGAGGCACCUUGACACGGUUCAGAUUUCCCUGCGGAGGGGCAGGGCUUAGCUCUGGAACCUCUUUUCAGUGCCAGGGCUGCAGCCGAGGGACGUGUGAAGUAACGCUCAAGUUGCAGUCUGGUGUGUCUACUACUUACUUAAAGGUUUGUCUGGGGGUGGAUCCCAAAGCCAUGCAAGCAGCUCCUUGUCCUCUGGGAGCUUGAGAGACCCCACACUUGGUACCCAGAGCAAGCCUCUUCCUCUUCCUCCUGGCCCCGGUCUUCAUUGCCCACCUCUCCCAGGCUGAUCUGGAUGCCUGCUUCCUACAGACUCACUCCCUGCCGGCCUCUGCUCCAGCACAUCUGCUCCAGCGGUGUUGGAUAGACUGUCCAAAGGAGUUUCUUCAGUCUGGGCUGCAACGUGUGGCUGUCUUCAGCCUGCAGGGCUUUGCCAGCGACAUUCCUCAGGGCAGCACCUUUGGAAGUUUUGUAUUGGCUCUUCCAGGCAACCCAAAUCAGCCAGAUUCACCCAGCGACACACCAAAUGGUCCUCAUUUGGGUUGGCUCCAGAUACCGCCGAAGUGGCAAAGGAUUCCCGGCCUAGCCGAACCAGGAAGAGAUACUGAGGACAAGGUGGGCCAGAAUCCCAGGCGGCGUGUCUGGGAAGCAGCUUUUUCCAAAGAGCAGACCACUUCGAGAAAGCUUUCCUUGGGGCCUCUUCUCCUCCAGACCCUCACCAUUGCCUUGUCAGAGAGUCCUGGCGUCCAGCUCUCAUUUUAUACCUUCACCUCUUGGUUUUGACAGGCUGCAUACCAUUCUUCGCCCAACACAAGACUGAAGGAUGGUUUCCUUCCACGCAGUAAUGCCUCCCUGUGCCCUUCUGUCACCUUUCUAGCAAACGCCAUUUCGUGGCAAUGGGGAAGAUGAAAACGGCUGCAAUUGCAACAUGAUGUAGAGAUUUCUCGGGGGCAAAAGUACCUGGGCCUUUUUGGUUCUGAAUCUGGGACAGUCUCAUCCCCCCCACCCUUGCUAAACUUCCUCUGCGGAUUCUCUUUGCAAUCGCUGAAAGAACAGAGACUAGCAAGGUGGCGGACCUAGCUUUUGAUGCAGCCUAGUGUCUGCCGAUUGCAUUCUUGCGACUAGCAAAUUUCACAUGGUGCUCUAAGACCCAGGAUAAGCGUGCGGUUUCUGACGAGGAUUCUAAGUAGCUGGCCUGUGGCUUGGAGCCACAUGGAAGACCUGGGCAAGUCCACACUGUGGCUACAGGCCGAGCUGGCCUCCACUUCCCCAUGCCUGCAUAUCCUCGACUGCCGCAGCCGGGAGUUGUAUGAUUCAUCCCACGUGGAGCGGGCACUGAGCGUAGCCCUCCCUGGGUUGCUGCUCCGGCGUCUCCGCAAAGGGAACCUUUCGGCUCAUUCCUUGCUGCCUGGGCCCCCACAGGGCCUAGGGGAUAACACAGUGUUGCUGUACGAUGAAGGGACAAGGCAGCUACCCCGACCGGGGGAGCAGGAGGAAGAUGAAGAGUCAGUCCUUGUGAUGCUGCUGCAGAAGCUACGGGAGGAAGGUUGCCCGGCUUACUACCUGCAGGGAGGCUUCCAUAAAUUCCAAGCCGAGUGCCCACAUCUCUGCGAGACCAGCCUGGAUGUGGCCAGUGCCAGCAGCUCCCCUGUGCCCACGGCAGCUCCUGUGGUGGGUCUGGGCGGCCUAAGCCUAAGCUCGGACUGCUCGGACGCUGAAUCGGAGCCCUUGAGCAGUGGCAUGGAGUCCGAGGGGGCCAGCCCCCCAUCCUUCCCUGUGCAGAUUUUACCCAACCUCUACCUGGGCAGUGCCCGAGAUUCAGCCAAUAUGGACACUCUGGCUAAGCUGGGAAUCCACUACAUCCUCAACGUCACACCCAACCUGCCCAACCUCUUUGAGAAGAACGGCGACUUCCAUUACAAGCAGAUCCCCAUCUCGGACCACUGGAGUCAGAACCUCUCUCAGUUCUUCCCAGAGGCCAUUGACUUCAUUGAUGAGGCCCUGUCUCGGAACUGCGGAGUCCUGGUGCAUUGCCUGGCAGGGAUAAGCCGCUCGGUUACUGUCACCGUAGCCUACCUCAUGCAGAAGCUCAACCUGUCCCUCAAUGAUGCCUACGACCUGGUGAAGCGGAAGAAGUCCAACAUCUCACCUAACUUCAAUUUCAUGGGGCAGCUGCUGGACUUCGAGAAGUCCCUGGGGCUGGGCCAAGGCAACCGGCGCCCCGCCUCUGGCCAGACCUGCUUCUUCACCUCGCCAACUGACGACAGCGUCUUCGAGUUGGAUCCCACGUAGGGACCAAGAGUGCUGGUGUCUUGUCCUCUGUUACUCUCCAGCUCUGUCUGCUGCCCUGGUGGCACAGCCCUUUGGGACCAAGUGAAUACCUCAUGCCAGAGAGGGAGGUGCCUCUUCAGAACCAACUGCCACUUCCGGAGAAGGUGCCCGCUGCCUUUCUUCGCUGAUGCAUCCACAGUGAUGCUGUGUACCUACCGAUCUUGCAGCUAAGCUGACAGGGCCAUACGAAUAACCAAAGACUCAUCUCUCCCCUAUCCCUAGUUCCCAAAAGGCCUAUACAGACUGAGAGCCCACCACUUUCUGGAGCCUGCUGUUUCUGGAAUGUUUGCUUUGGACACAGUGUGUUGAACUAUCCAGAUCACCUUGUUAAAUUAAAUCUUUGGAGUGGGACAUGUCAGGUCUGGAACCUGUCAGCUGCUAAUGGUGCCCAUCUUGUACAGAAUGUUUUCCACUUGACAGCCAUCAUUUGGAAAUGAGCUUGAAGACCUACAGUUCUCACAGGAGAAUCCUCCCUACACAGGACUUUUUGUUUUAGAUUUAUAUCCUUCAGCUCAGCAAGAUUGCCAGGGAGAGGGGAAACCCCAAGUCUACCAUGGCAAACCUGAAAUAAAUCUUUGACAGUAAUGCUAGUUCAGAAACCUGUAUCUCAGUGGCAAGAAUCAAGGUUCCCCAGCUGUCUGUCUGUUUGAUGGUUCUAGAGUCCAGGUUGAAUCACAGAAUCCAAGAACAAUGUCAGAGCAUGUAUUGUCUGAGAGUAUAGCAUUGCCUUAAGGAGCCUCUAAUGUCAUGCCAGGUCUGGUACCUGAAACUAGAACAAGGAUAGAAACUCUCUGUCCCCUUAUCUUAAGCCUUGGGCCUCCGGUUCCAGAAUGACAACGUGAAUGAAUCCCACCAUGCCAGAGCCUAGAACCUUCAGCUCUUGAAGUGAGCACCUGAAGAACCUCCAGUGCUGCAGCAGGUCAGGAACCUACAGCUCUGGAUGCAGGUUCAGAAGCCUGCCUAACCAUACCUCAUCCCACAGUUCUGGAGGCCGCCCUGAUCUCAGAAACAGCCCAUCUAAACACUCUGCUGCUCAUCCAGAUUUUAAGGGACAGCAGAAGUAACUUGGGUGGGGUGGGAGAUUUCAGAAAAGAUUCACAUCAGGGAGCCCGCUGGAAGACACCUAUCAUGGAGGGGCAAAGUGAUUGGUUCCUGCACAGCUGUGGAGAAGUGGGAGCCGCUUCCUGCAAAUGUGCGUCUGUACAUGUUUGGAUCAGGGUGUAUGUGUGUGUCUUAAUGCCAGCAGACAUCUGUGUCUGUGUCUGUGUCUGUGUGUCUGUGUCUGCAUAGCUGCAAGCAGGGCUUAGAUUUGGCCCUAGACCUUUAGGCUUUUCAGUGCUGGAAAAGCCUUAUUACUUCAUGGAGUGCAUGAAGCAAUAACAGAGGAGAGAGCGACUCAUACAGAAUGUUAGUUGGAAGGAACCUUGCAGGUCUUCCAGUCCAACCCCCGGAAUCUGCUAGAGCAUCCCUGAAAAGAGGGCCAUCUGGCCUCUGUUUGACAACCUCUAGAGAAGAAGAGCCGACCACUGCACAAGGCAAACUGUUCCACUGUUGAACCGCUCUUACAGUUAAGAAAUUCCUCCUAAUGUCUAGCCUGAUCCUGAAUCUGCUUCCUUGUGAUUUCAUCCCAAUGGUUCUAGUCCUCCGGAGCAACAGAAAACCAAUCCUCUGCUUUUGUAUGCUAGCCAUUCUGAUAUUUGAAGAUGGCUGUCAUAUCUCCCCUUAGUCUUUCUUUUCUCCAGGCUAAACAUACCCAGCUCUUUCAACCAUUCCUCAUAAGCUGUGAGUCUGGUGGCUAUCAGCCACCUCCAGCCACAGAGGCAUGAUGCCUCUGAAGACCAGUUGCAGGGGAGCAACAGCAGGAGAAAGGACAUGUCCUCAACUCCUGCCUGUGGUCUCCCCAGAGGCAUCUGGUAGGCCAUUGUGUGAAACAGGAUGCUGGACUAGAUGGGCCUUGGGCCUGAUCCAGCAGGGGCGGAUCUUGGUUUCCAGAUCCCUCACCAGCUUGGUUGCCUUCCUCUAGACUCCAGUUUGCUGACAUCCUCCUCAAAAUGUAGUGCCCAGUACUGGACACAAUAUUCCAAAUGAGGGCUGACCAGCACAGAAUAGAAUGGGCCUGCCUCAUACUGCUGGCUCAUGUUCAGCUUGUGGUCCAUUAAAACAAUGAGAUCCUUACAUAGGAACAUGGGAAGCUGCCAUAUACUGAGUCAGACCCUUGGUCCAUCCUGCUCAGUCUUGUCUACACAGACUGGCAGCGGCUUCUCCAAGGUUGCGGCUGGAGUCUCUCUCAGCCCUAUCUUGGAGAUGCCGCCAGGGAGGGGGCUUGAGACCUCAGAUGCUUUCCCCAGAGCAUUCUUCUCACAUGUGCAUCUGUCAAGCCAGGUCUCUUCCAUCCUAUCCUUGUUCAUUUGAUUUUUCUCAUCUCAGAGUGCUUCUGAGCAUACACAUUAAAAAUAUCAAAGAAUGAAAUAAUGAAUACAAGCAUGUGCAGAGUGUGUUUCCUUCUCCAUGGUCUGCCCCCACAAGACUGGGCUGAAGAGACAAUGUUCCUAGGUCAAAGGAUGUGACUUGUAAAGGAAAUUAAGCCUCAGCACUACUUCUCCCCCCCCCCUUUUUAUACUUAAAUGCUGCCUGUAUGUUGAGUAUGGUCAAACAACAGAUUGUGUCUAUGUGUUAAAAUAUGUCCGGGGAGUUCUGAUGCUUUCCAUUUAAGCCUAUUACCAUCAGUCUGUUCAUUUUGUCUCUGCUGGGCUGUGUCUUUGCUGUGAUUCCAUAGGAAUGCAGAAUUAGCCUUCUGAAAAAUUCUGCUUUCCUUUAAAAAAAAAAAAAAAGUUGGUUUCUAGCUCUCUUGGCUAUGUAGAUGACAAUGCUAUGUGGACAAGAAGCCAGAGGGUUGACUGAAUAAGAUGCCCAGUGCAGUGGGUUAGGGUCCUGCUUAUCUCCUUGCCCCUUCCUGCAAUAGCAAAACCAGAAUGAAUUAUGCAAAACAGUAAAAAUUGGAGAACAAGUUAUGCAAACCAUGAACAAUUAUGCAAACUUGCUCAGUUAGCAUAAUGUAUGCAGGACAUAGAAUCCGCUUUUCUUGGUGCAGAAUCUGGAUUGCCUGGGCUCUGAAUUUUAAUUUUUCUGGCAUGGAGUAAACACAGCCCUGCAUACCUAUAUGUACUAGGGGUGUGCACGAACCCGUUCAGGAGUCUAUUCCCAGACCGCCGAACCAGUUUGAAAGGCAUGGUGGGUGUCCUUAUCUCCCUCGCCACGUUUCCCCCACUGUAUCCCCCCCCCCCCGGCGCUGCUGUCAAGAUCGCUGGUGCAGGGCGGCUGUAUAUCUUCUUGCCGCCCCAGUCAGUAUAAUAACGGAAGUGGCCGGUGCACAGGCACAUGCGUUUCAGCCACUUCUGCUAUUAUGCUGACCAGGGCAGCAAGAGGGUAUACAUCUGCCCUGCGACAGCGAUUGUGACAGCAGCACCGGAAGGGGGAAGGGGAGGGGAGGGGAGGGUAAGGAGACCCUCCCUGCACCUUAAAGCAACCCCCUCCCACCCUCCUGGGAGUGCACGGAACCGGUUCCGUACACAUCCCUAAUAUGUACAAGUGCCGGUUUGUGUGCUGCUUUUUAAUGGCAGCUGUCUGAGGGGGCGUAGUCCUUUUCGAGACAUUUGGGCACCCAGGUCUCUUUGUAAGGAUUUGGUUUUCAAGUGAAUGUCGUCAGUGCUCUGGAGAUGAUGAUGAGGUGGUCAAAUGCUGCCAUUGCCACGGGAAACAGUCACUUCAAUAAAGCAGGACUUUAAAUGAUGCAAA